CUUAAAUACGUGUAACUUUUAAAGAGUUAUUCUUUAUACAAGAGGGAAUGGAUGCCCCUUCACAGCCAGAGUGCUUCGGUCCAGCUCGGGUGACGUCACAUUUCAGCUGUUGUGGGAAGAGCAGGCGAGGUGUUGGUGAGUUUGAAUCGGAUGCCAAGUAGUGGAGAAGUUGGAUGCGCGGCUGCUGCUUGUGGCUGGGAUACGUGGGCUGCUGCUGCUGCUGGAAUGGGUUGGAGGAUUAGUGAUGUGCCCACACAGACGCCCCCUGGCAUUGCACUGAUUUGUACGUUGGACUGCAACUCCCCACAGCUUCCCAGGAAAAGUCUGCUGCACUGAAAACUUUCCCCGACCGCCGCUGGCCGAUCCCCACCCCCUCUGCCCUCUCCUGGUUCCCUGGCUGCUGGAGGAAGUGACAGUUUACUGCUAGGAGACCUUCCAUCCUGAUCCUGCUGUGACCUGGUAAAGGAACUUAAAGGGGACCAAUUUGUAGGAAUAGUUCGUUGCAGACAUUAUCUUUCCUGGACAUGCUCACUUAAUGCCAGAUUCAAAUAUGGCACUUGAUUUAUCAUCUGUUGUCCCGCCCGACAUGCUGCAGCACAUCGAUAAUCGGACUGUGGACACUGGUCAAGAUGACCCAUUCGAGGGCCUCUGUAGCUUGGAAAGCGAACGUCAUUAUGACGUGGUUCCCACUGUUGUCUGCUCUCUAUGCUGCCUCUUUGGGCUGGUAUACACUUUUUUUGGCUACCGAUGUUUCAAAGCCAUUAUGUUUCUAUCUGGUCUGCUGGCUGGUUCGGCGGUCAUAUUUGUACUUUGCUAUAAAGAGCGGAUCAUGGACACACAGCUGAGCAUAGAGCUCAGUGCGGGCAUAGCCUUGGGCAUUGGCCUCCUCUGCGGACUGGUGACUAUGCUUGUGCACAGUGUGGGUCUCUUCAUGACAGGACUUUUGCUGGGACUUCUGCUUGCCAUUGCCUCCUUGGUAGGCCUUGAACAGUUUUAUCACCCUCCCACUGCAUGGAUUCCGGUGGGCCUCAUGAUGGGGUUUGCUAUGCUUUUUGCUGUACUGACUCUCCAGUGGCAAAAGCUUUUUACAGUGGUUUCUACUGCAACCUUUGGGGCAGCAAUCUUGACUGUGUGCACAGAUUAUUUCAUAGAGCUGAUGCUGCUGGUACAGUAUGUCUACGACCGGCUUCGCUUAGAGACCUCUCACCCCCUCUGCUGGUAUAGCUGGGUUGUCCUGGGCAUGUGGCCGGUUCUGAGCAUUUUGGGAAUUGUAGUUCAGUGGAAGCUGACAGCUGAGGGCUUCUCUCAUACUGAUGGGCAGGGCUGUGCAUCUGGAGAGUUGAGGGCCAGAUACAGUUUUAUGGCCCCCAGCUCAGGAACACAAAAUGAAUCUGGCAGCUGGCCCACUAAAUUGGACAACAUGGCCGCAGUGAUAAUAAGUCGACGUCAGAAACGCCUCCAGCUCUUGCGAAUUCGGCAGAAGGAUGCCAAAAAACGGCAAAAUGUUGCUUCUCAAGAAGGCACUUACCGUCGAAAAGCCAACCCUAUGAAAAGAUAUACUGGAGAUAUCCUGGCACCGUACAUUUCUUCUUUUCUUUCUUUAGAGUUACUUGCAGAGCCUGAGAGAGCGUCAGACGGGCACGGGCACAUCAAUGAGCAGCUUGAGCACAAAUAUGCAGACAAUUGUAGAUAUGGACUACGAGUGUGGUUCCACUGUGCCACUCACUGCCACUACUCCUGUUAUCCAUGUUUAAGCUGGAGCCUUUACCCAGGAUCCUUUGCAACUAGGAACCACUUCAUUGCCUUUUUACAGGACUGCACUGUUUUUCUGUGCCUUAAAUAAUUCUACUUAUUUUUGUGUGUCACUUUUGACAUUGCUGGUAAAUCAAAGGUCAGCAGCUGGGGACUGACUACAUUGUGUUGUUUUCUGAUCUGGAUACUUAUUCUGUAUAUGGUAGGUAUUCCGAAAAGUAGCCUGGAGGCCAUAGGUGGUGUUUUUCACGGUGCUAAAUCAGAAGAGUUUUUCUUGAAAUGACAGAUUGCCCUUUAGUAUAGUACAUAUCUUUGUAAUGCUCUGCAUCUUUAAUGAAACAGUAAAUAUAACAAAUGGUAGUGUGUGUGCACCUGUGCUCAUCUGUACAUGAUAUAGCAUACACAGAACAAUGUUCAUGGAACAAAAUGUAUAUGGUAUUGGCUGUGCAGCUUAACACUUUGUGUGCCAAAUCUAAGGCCCUGCCACUCAAGGUUGCCAGUUAAUCAGUGCAGGCAACUCGCAUUCUGGCUUAAAAAGCAGAACACAAGGGGGUUAAGCCUAAAGUUUUUUUCUUUGUGAGGAUGAAGACAACAUAAUGAUGUGCAGAGAAAUAACAAUUCCAAAAUUCACAUUUAAAGCUGAUCAUACAACCAACCUCGCGAAACUAGUGGAUAUUUGCCUGAUGUAGCUGCUGAUGCGCUAGGCUGAUCCGGUUGUUUGGCCUCCCAGUCAACAAUUGGAUCUUAAAACUGACCUAUGUAAUCAUGUCUGGUAAGGGCAUCAAUUCUCCACUGUAGUCCUCACCCAACCAGAUUUUCUGUCCUUCCUUAGAUUUCUGGCCAGCUGGGCGACCCCAAUUCACAGGCCACUUCACUACUGGCUCGGUCAUCAACUUUUAUCAGCCUGUGUAUGGCCACCUUUACAGCAGUAGUCACAAAAGCUAUAUAAAUACUUUAGUUUUCUCCAGUAUACUAUACACAUACGCUGUAUACAUCCUAGUGCACACACAUGGAGAUAUUUCCCCCCUGGAAUUCCCAGAAUUGUGGCAUGCUGUAUAUUUGCAUCUUAGAAGUGCAUUAAAACAAAUAUCUUUGGGCACGACUGGGUUAUAGAGUGUAUUUUAUUAUAUGUUUUACAGCUUUAUAGUCACCCCUGUGUUCCCAUCACCCACUCCUGGCUCGACGGUUGUAUUUAUUUUGACUCACUGUUUCUCUCCCUGCUGGUUUCAGUUGACCACACACGGGCUAACUUUCGGGAUAUCUGAUAACCCCAUGGGCUUAUUGGCCUGAUAUUGUACAGUUUAGCAACACGUAUGGAUGUCCACAUACUGAUGACAGUCAAGAUCUCACCUGCUUUUCUUAGCUGUGGAUAAUGAUAAUGAUUGUACAGUUUGCAAUGGCUAUAUUGUAUGAAGUGUAGGAUGCAAUGCUCAUACAAUACUCUAUUGUAUGAAGUGAAGGAUACGAUGCUCAUACAUAACUCUACAAUGACAUAGUCAUUACUCUGUUAUCCAUCAGAGAUUUUAAAUAAAACAUUUUGAUUUGGUUUUAA
Molecule: messenger RNA, 3304 nt
Organism: Xenopus laevis (African clawed frog)
Lineage: Eukaryota; Metazoa; Chordata; Amphibia; Anura; Pipidae
Gene: tmem198l.L
Product: transmembrane protein 198 L homeolog
Exons: 6
Coding region: 536-1843 (435 amino acids)
Cellular component (GO): membrane; plasma membrane
Source: RefSeq, a predicted model, not a curated record